AUGUCGAGGACACAACGGUAUGUUGAUAGCUUACCCAAGAGACAAUCAGCUGUUCAGCAACAUGAGUCAUACCUUGUGCCACAUCAGCAGACAAUUCAUGGACCUACUCAGCAUUCCUGGGAAACAAAUCCUGCGCCAUCUAUGCAUGUUCAGCCUGCACGACUCGUUUUCACUGAACCCCGACAGCCUUUAAAUGCGACACAAAUUUCAGGCUCUUUACCGGAUCUACCUGAAUUCUCCUCAUCGCCUUUGAACCCACACGCUACACCAUUUAAGAGCGAAACUUUAGUGCCUGUAGUGAACAGUGACAAUCAGUGCUUACCCCCUGGUGAAGCCAUAAACAACAUUCCUAUGACUGCAAAUCACAUGUACUGUAAUAAAGAACCAAUUGCAGAUUUAGCAAAGUUUCUUUUGAAAAAGGACCUUAGUUUGUCGCGGCUCACAAAGUUUGAUGACAAUCCGAGCUUCUAUCUUAAGUGGAAGCAUUCAUUUAAGGCCGUUAUGGAGGAACUCAGCACUAUGCCUUCGGAAGAAUUGGACCUGCUGGUACGCUAUCUUGGAUCAGACUCCUCUAAGCAAGCAGCCACAAUUCGGAAAUGCAAUGCUGAAAAUCUGACAAGAGCACUCACUUUAGUGUGGGAGAGGCUGGAGGAACAUUAUGGUGCCCCAGAACUGAUUGAGAACUAUCUUAAGAACCAGAUCAGCUCAUUUCCAAGGAUUUCAAUUACUGACCCGAAGAGACUGUACAGUCUCGCAGACUUAGCUGAUGAAAUAGCCUCAGUAAAACGUCAGACUCUUUAUGCAAAUCUGUUUGCAUACUUCGACUCUCCAACAGGGGUCAACUUACUUGUUUCAAAGUUACCCCCCAGCUUCCAAGAAAAAUGGACAGUUGAAGCUACAAAGUUCAAGAACCGUGAAACUGUUGUGUUUCCCCCAUUCUCCUUUUUUCUGAAGUUUAUAAAGGACCUGGCUAAAAUGAAGAACAAUCCUAGCUUCAAUUACGAGAAGACAGAGAAGAUGUCUGUGCAGCAGCAUCAGCGAACCAUCCGUCACAAUUCAGCCAUUCUGGAGGUUCGGACUAGAAAAACAGAAACAACCCCUGUGUCUAAACAUAGUGAAAAUGAUGAUAUAGUACGAUGUCCUUAUCAUCACACAAGACAUUCACUGAAUGAAUGUACCAAGUUCAGGUCUAAGACUAUGGAAGAAAGAAAGAAGUUUAUUAUAGCCAAUGGAAUCUGCCUAAAGUGUUGUGGGCCUGACAAACAUUAUGCUAAGAAUUGUACAACCUUGGUAAAGUGUGGCUUGUGUAGCCAGUCCUCUCAUCCUACAGCACUUCAUAUCGACAGUCCUAGUCAUCGAGAUCGCAGGGAAAAGGAAAACCAUGGAGGGGAGCAAAGUCGUGAAGCUGUCACAAUUUCUUGCACUAAAAUAUGUGGGACAGUGAAGGGGACAAGCAAGUCUUGUGCAAAAAUCCUGCCAGUGAAAAUAUACCUUAAAGACUCUGUAAAUCAGUGCAGAAUUGUUUAUGCUAUGUUGGAUGACCAAAGCAAUCAUUCCCUAGCAGCACCCUCACUCCUCGAUGCAUUCAAUGUGGAUGGACCUGAGUAUGAAUACACUUUGACGUCUUGUUCGGGUUCAGUUAUGUCAGCAGGAAGGAGGGCUCAGGGACUCGUUGUUGAAUCCAUUGAUGGCAGUUGUUCCUUUGAUCUCCCCACAUUAAUUGAAUGCUCAGAUUUACCGAACAACAGGGAGGAAAUACCAUCACCUCAUAUAGCCGAACAAUUUUCCCACCUUGCAGAUAUCAAAGACAGCAUUCCAGAGUUGAUUGAGAGUGCCGAGAUUGAACUACUGAUUGGAAGAGAUCUCGUUUCUGCUCAUGUCGUUGAGGACCAAAGACAUGUGACAGGAAAGCCUGUUCCCUACGCUCAGAAACUUCCCCUAGGCUGGGUAAUUAUCGGGCCUGUUUGUCUAGACGCCAUUCACAUGCCUGAUAAAGUGACAGUACAUAAAACAUAUGUGUUGAGCAAUGGCCGUCCUUCAGUGUUUCAGCCUUGUGAUAACAAGCUCUUGGUUAAGGAUGAUGUCUUCUUGAAAACAGAUCAUGAUGAGAAAAUUGCUCCAUCCAUAGAGGACACUACCUUUCUUGACAUUAUGGACAAAGAAUUCCAAAGGAACCCAGAUGGUUAUUGGGAGGCACCUCUUCCGUUCCGGACCCAAAGGCAGCUGUUACCAAACAAUAGACCCCAAGCCAUCAAUCGAGCACUGUCGCUUGAUCGUAGUUUGAAACGGAACCCUAUCAAGAGAGAACACGUGUCAAAGUUCAUGGACAAAAUAUUUGAGAAGGGACAUGCAGAGGAAGCACCACCUAUUCCAGAUACGAAAGAACGAUGGUACCUUCCCAUGUUCGGUGUUUAUCACCCGCAAAAAAGAGAUUCCAUACGAAUGGUGUUUGAUUCGUCUGCGAAGUUCAACAACAUUUCACUCAAUGAUGUCCUCCUGAAAGGUCCAGACAUCACGAACAAUCUUCAAGGCAUUCUAUUACGCUUUCGUCGUGAGAAGGUAGCAGUAAUAGGGGAUGUGGAACAGAUGUUUCACAAUUUUAAGGUGAAAUUAGAUCACAGAGAUUACUUGCGCUUUUUAUGGCAUCCAGAAAACAAUUUAGACCUGCCAUUAAAGGAGUACCGAAUGACCGUCCAUGUCUUUGGGAAUCGCCCAUCCCCGGCAGUCUCAACAUAUGGACUACGUCGUUGUGUUGCUUACUCUGACCCUGAUGUGAUUGACUUCAUAUCGAAAGACUUUUACGUAGAUGAUGGACUCUUAAGUUGUCCAAGUGAAGAUAUGGCCAUUGACCUGAUGAAGAGAACUCAGCUUGCCCUGAAAGAAGGGGGACAACAAAAACUUCACAAAAUCUCCUCAAAUUCUAAGUCAGUGUUGUUGAAGUUUCCAGCGGAUGAUCUAGCCAAAGACCUGAAGGAUUUAGAUAUUGGUGGAGAUGAUUUACCUGUCCAGAGAAGUCUCGGCAUGUCAUGGGACAUCAAUGCUGACGUCUUCACCUUCAAGAUAUCUACUGAUGGGAAGCCCUUCACUCGCAGGGGAGUUUUAUCAACCAUCAAUAGUCUGUUCGACCCCCUUGGUUUUGCAUCACCAGUGACUGUACAGGGGAAGAUGUUAUUCCGGCAGAUGUUGACAACUUCUGGCAAUGUUGAUUGGGAUAAUCCUCUCGAUGAUUCAUUUCACUCGAAAUGGUCAGCUUGGGUCAGCUCUAUCCACCAUCUCCAGGACAUCAGUAUCCCAGGGAUGUGCUGCAAGUUUUCUGUUAUCGAAGCAUUGCGCAAGGAAGUGCACAUCUUUACCGACGCUUCUAAGGAUGCGAUAGCAGCUGUAGCGUUUUUGAAGGUGUGGAAGGAUAGUGAUGACUGUGACGUUGGUUUCCUUAUGGGAAAGGCAAAAGUAGCCCCAGCACAUGGGCACACCAUUCCUCGUCUGGAAUUGUGUGCGGCCGUACUUGGGACAGAAAUCGCAGAGAUAAUUAAAGAACAGAUGGAUCUAGAGAAGAAUGAUUUCUGUUUCUACAGUGACAGCCAGAUCGCUCUUGGCUACAUCACUAAUGAUGCAAGACGUUUUUAUGUGUAUGUCGCAAAUAGGGUUAGUAGGAUUCGAUCCUUUAGUGAUCCUGAACAAUGGCGACACAUAGCUACAGACCAAAACCCAGCCGACUUGGGCACUCGAGUGUUCGAUGCCCAAAGUCUCCCACAAAGUACGUGGCUGCGAGGACCAGCAUUCCUAAGGGAAGAAAACCUCUCCACUACUUUAGUGGGAGAGGACCAGAAUUUUGCUUUCAUCUUGGACGAUGACAAGGAAGUGAGACCAAUGGUUGAAGUCAACAAGACGAGUGUCAAGGGUGACUCUUGUGACUUGGUGGUAUCUCGCCUUGAAAGGUACUCACAGUGGACAAAACUGGUUCACAGUAUUGCCAUAUUGAGACAUAUCUUGGUGACAAAGAAUCCAUGUGAGUAUUCGACCAGACGAUGGCAUUACUGUCCCAAAUCUUUGGAUUUAAACUCUCUAAAAGCAGCCGAGAUGUUUAUCCUGAAAGAGAUACAAAGGUCUGAGUUCAGAGUAGAGAUAGAAAGUCUCAACAAGGGAAAGCCCAUUCCUAAGAAUAGCAGCAUUAUUGCUUUGGCACCAUUCUUAGAUUCGAACGGUUUAUUGCGUGUUGGUGGUAGGAUUGGCAUAGCUCAGAAGUUUGUCAGCUUUGAUGUGCAUCCUAUAAUCAUACCAAAGAAAUCCCAUGUGGCAACUCUGUUGAUAAGACACUUCCAUGACAGUGUGUUCCAUCAAGGACGUCGGAUAACAGAAGGCAAGAUACGGUCAUCAGGAUUCUGGAUAAUAGGAGCCAAGCAUCUCAUAGCAUCAGAGAUCCAUCGGUGUAUUACAUGUCGCAGGUUACGAGGAUCAUUCUGCAAUCAAAAGAUGGCUAACCUUCCAGUAGAUCGAUUGACUCCAGGACCCCCAUUCACAUUCGUCGGAGUCGACACAUUUGGACCUUGGGAUGUCACAGCUCGACGUACGCAAGGAGGAGUAGCCACAAGUAAGAGGUGGGUAGUUCUGUUCACUUGUUUGGUCUCCAGGGGAAUCCACAUCGAGCUUGUAGAGGAAUUGAGUACUUUUUCCUUUAUUAACGCAUUAAGGCGUUUCCUUUCCGUACGAGGACCUGUCCGUCAAUUCCGCUCAGACAGAGGGACCAACUUUGUUGGCGCUGUAAAUGAAUUACAGAUGGUGCACCAAUUCGUUGAGAAGCCUACAGUGCAGAAAUUCCUUCAAGACAAGGAUUGUUACUGGCUCUUUAACCCUCCAUAUGCUUCCCACUUUGGUGGAGUGUGGGAGCGUAUGAUCGGCGUAACUCGCAGAAUUUUAGAUGGCAUCCUUCUCCGAGAUGGAAUGAAAGGUUUAACCCAUGAAACUUUGUCUACAUUUCUUUCAGAAGUUUGCGCCAUAGUGAACUCACGACCACUCACCGAAAUAUCAGAGGAUGCCAGCGACCCAUCUGUCCUUACACCUGCAAUGAUACUCACUCAAAAGACAGGACACUUACCGGAAUCAUUACCCACAAUAGAUCCCAAAGAGUUAUAUAAGUCUCAGUGGCGCUACGUACAAGCUCUUGCAGCUGAAUUUUGGCAUAAAUGGGAAAGAGAGUAUCUGUCCGUUCUUCAGACUCGACGCAAGUGGACUUCUGAUGAGCGUAGUUUGAAAGAAGGAGAUGUUGUCAUGUUGAAGGAGGCUGAAAAUCCAUGGCAAGGAAUCAGUGGCCGUUGGCUCUUGUGA
Messenger RNA from Saccostrea echinata, 5325 nucleotides. RefSeq lists its product as uncharacterized. Lineage: Eukaryota; Metazoa; Mollusca; Bivalvia; Ostreida; Ostreidae. The transcript has a single exon. Gene Ontology annotation, biological process: DNA integration. The record is from RefSeq and is a predicted model, not a curated record. The coding region runs from base 1 to 5325 and encodes 1774 amino acids. Gene Ontology annotation, molecular function: nucleic acid binding.